AGUGUUGCUAUUUAAAGGGCCUACACUCUUCGCGUCGGGCUUCCCUCGUCUUCUUCGUCCUCAUGCUGCUGCUGCUGCUGCCUCAACCCCCGCAGUAGCCUCAACACCGAAAAGGAAAUCCCCUUGCCGUCUCUCUCGCCCUCUCACUCUCCUGCUGUACUUGUUGCUCGCCUUAGGAGAAAAAGAAAAACUUGAGGGAGGUAGCCGUAGGUCGAGUUCCUAAUGGGAGGCAGUCUUCCACUCCCACCGUGACCCAACGUCCCUUCAUUUUGUAGAGCCUUCAAACCAAGCUCGAUGGAGGGUUGAAGCCAAAGGGAGGAUCCUAGGAGGCGUCUGCAACUCGAGUCCGGGAUUCAAAGGGACCACAACGAAUUUUUGGUGAAUUCUGUGAUGAUGGAUAACACUGCACAACAGAAGGUACAAAAGUUUGAGGAGUUUGUUGACAAGCGCUUAAAGCCUGACCUUGUCCAUGCUGUUGCUGAACGGGACAAGGUUUUUGCUCAGCAAAAAGUUUUCUCAGAUCUUAGAAAGAAUAUAGAGGCUCUGCAGAACAAUGAAGUAGCAUCCCUACGCACAUUGGUUAACCUUGGGUCAGAAGUGUACGUGCAAGCUGACAUCCCAUGUACACGUUCUAUAUGUGUUGAUAUUGGACUUGGCUUCCACGUGGAAUUUACAUGGCAUGAAGCAUUGGAAUUUAUCCGAAUUAGAGAAGCUAGACUUGCCAGCCAAGUGGAGGAGUACACUCAUUUGAUUGCUAGUAUCAAAGCUCAGAUCAAAUUGGUGUGUGAAGGCAUCCGUGAGUUGCUUCAGAUUCCUGUAUAAGUUUUGUUCAGGAAUUUAUAAAUGUGAUACGGGGUAUAUUAUGCUUAUUUACUUCACUUUCGAGCAAUCCAUUGUUGUAGUGUUUGCUAGGUGCCUAUCUGUUAGCAGUUGUAUAAAACUUCCUUUUUCAUAUAAUAUUGGGUAUACACAUAGAAGAACCGAAUGGACAAGUUGAA
This is a messenger RNA of Nymphaea colorata (pocket water lily), 998 nucleotides long. RefSeq lists its product as uncharacterized. The coding region runs from base 391 to 822 and encodes 143 amino acids. The record is from RefSeq and is a predicted model, not a curated record. NCBI's taxonomy places the organism in Eukaryota, Viridiplantae, Streptophyta, Magnoliopsida, Nymphaeales, Nymphaeaceae. Gene Ontology annotation, biological process: positive regulation of transcription by RNA polymerase II. The transcript has 8 exons. Gene Ontology annotation, molecular function: transcription coregulator activity. Gene Ontology annotation, cellular component: mediator complex; chromatin.